This is a messenger RNA of Penaeus chinensis, 1260 nucleotides long. RefSeq names its product mucin-2-like. The record is from RefSeq and is a predicted model, not a curated record. Bases 1 to 1260 code for a protein of 419 amino acids. NCBI's taxonomy places the organism in Eukaryota, Metazoa, Arthropoda, Malacostraca, Decapoda, Penaeidae. The transcript has 10 exons.
AUGUACGUCUGUGGCCGCAGUACAGACAGCGAGUCUAGAACGGAUCCAGAAAUACAACGGGACGAAGUGUCGGAUGGAUCCACAUUUCACUCUCAUUGGUCUUUGGAGGUGGUGAUGGCGUCAUGGGCGUGGGUGGCACUGCAGGUGGGCGUGGUGGCGCUGCUGUUGGCGCCGCCGCCCGCCGCCCCCUCCCCCUUGGUGCCCCCCAGUAUCUACCUCCCGCGUUUCUUAGGGGCCCCCCAAAAACAAUCUCGAAACCCCGGCGGGGAAAGCAAUAAACCACCCUUGCUAGACAGCGAGAUCGCCAAAGAGACUUGUUCCACGACUACGAAACCGUCUGCGAGUGGCUCUGGGGGUUCCCCCGGAGCGCUAGGGGGGGAAACGGCUAAGGGAAAGAUAUCAGUCACCUCAUUCAUCCACACCAGAGGCCACUCUCGGCGGACUGACUCUCACGUCCGGCAUGCAAAAAGAAUGGAUAUUAAAAACCAUAAGACCCAACAUCCCAGAAUGAAGGAACACAUAACCAGCUUCUCUAUUCAUGAUCGUAAUGCCACAGAAACCCUGCAAUCCGGACACAACCCCAACCACAUCCAGAAUAUGAAAAAAAGGUCUUCCCCCAGCCAACCUCCCUUGUCCCAUUUCCAUUACCCCCGUUUAUGGCCGCCACUCGCCACGCACCCUUCCCCUCGCAACCACGAAGUCGCCAACGUAGGCAGAGUCGCCUAUAGACAAGUAUAUGCGAUCCCAUCUGACUAUACCAAGACCCGACCCAAAGCACUCCAUCGCCCCACUGUAUCGCCACCUCGCCCCCCCCAUGACAGUCACCACCCGCCCAUCCCUUCCCCGACCCCCAUGCAGAUUACGUUUGACCACCCUCCCCCCCCCGGCCUCUACGAGAGCCUACGCUCCACUCCCACGUUCCCACCCCGCUCCUCACCCCAGCACUCCCUCGCCCGCAUAACACAUCUCCAACCCACCACACCCUACUCGACCGUCCCACGCACCCCACGGAGACAUAAGACCAUCACUGAACCCAAAAACCAACUCAGUCGCGUCACCCUCCACCCACACUGUCCAUACUACUAUGCACCCUCGCACCUCACCCUCCGCCUCCUCCGGCCUUCACUUUCCAACACUGAACAUUAUGUACCCCCCGUCCGCCCCCAUGUCCCCUGCGCACCCGCUCCACUAGGUAACCCGCGUCAUCCCCCCGCCAUGAAGCCGUUCUCUCAGCCUAUAAGAGAGCUGAAGGAGAAGUAA